Molecule: messenger RNA, 972 nt
Organism: Sorghum bicolor (sorghum)
Lineage: Eukaryota; Viridiplantae; Streptophyta; Magnoliopsida; Poales; Poaceae
Product: histone H2B.11
Exons: 1
Coding region: 279-722 (147 amino acids)
Biological process (GO): nucleosome assembly
Cellular component (GO): nucleosome
Molecular function (GO): DNA binding; protein heterodimerization activity; structural constituent of chromatin
Source: RefSeq, a predicted model, not a curated record
UGAACCCACCCCGAUACAUGUGGAUUAAUGUGAAUUCGACUACAUUCAAACAAGCCCUGACACAAUUCUCACCGCCAGUCUGCAGAAAGCUUGAGACUGAGAUCAUGCCAUGUCACCGAUCCGCGCCCCCCUCCUGCUGACCAAUCGCGGCCCGCCGUGCACCUCUUUAAAUUUCAAGCACGCUCCUUAUUCGCGUCUCACUACGCAACCGCCCGAACGACUCUUCCAGUCUCCUCGCGAGUUUCCUUCAACUUCCCGCCAUCUUCGAUCCGUGCGUAAUGGCACCCAAGGCGGAGAAGAAGCCGGCCGAGAAGAAGCCCGCGGCGGAGGAGAAGGCACCCAAGGCGGCGGAGAAGAAGCCACCCAAGGCCGAGAAGCGGCUACCGUCGUCCAAGGACGGCGGCGGCGGCGGCGGCAAGAAGGGCAAGAAGAAGGCGAAGAAGAGCGUCGAGACCUACAAGAUCUACAUCUUCAAGGUGCUGAAGCAGGUGCACCCGGACAUCGGCAUCUCCGCCAAGGCCAUGUCCAUCAUGAACUCCUUCAUCAACGACAUCUUCGAGAAGCUCGCGCAGGAGGCGGCGCGCCUCGCCAGGUACAACAAGAAGCCCACCAUCACGUCGCGCGAGAUCCAGACCUCGGUCCGCCUCGUCCUCCCCGGCGAGCUCGCCAAGCACGCUGUCUCCGAGGGCACCAAGGCCGUCACCAAGUUCACCUCCGCCUAGAAUGGUAGAUGAUUCCCGCUUGACCUUGUUCUUGACGGCUCUUCCCUUUGUUAGGCAAUGGGUCGAGAAUUGUUCUGUAAUUGGUGGUGAUGUGUAGGGUUUUACGAACAAUGUAAUGAAUUAAUGAAUGCUAGUGCUACGUUUGGUAUGUGAAUCUGAAUGUAUUGUCGCUGUAAUUUGGCAAUUGAUAAUACUCUGCAAUACUCGUUCAAACUCUGAACUUUGUUUGGCAUGAGCAACCGAAUUGAAA